Vitis vinifera (wine grape) is the source of this 3288-nucleotide messenger RNA. RefSeq lists its product as uncharacterized. Gene Ontology annotation, biological process: negative regulation of translation; mRNA catabolic process. The coding region runs from base 293 to 2866 and encodes 857 amino acids. The transcript is spliced from 6 exons. Gene Ontology annotation, cellular component: CCR4-NOT complex. NCBI's taxonomy places the organism in Eukaryota, Viridiplantae, Streptophyta, Magnoliopsida, Vitales, Vitaceae. The record is from RefSeq and is a predicted model, not a curated record. Gene Ontology annotation, molecular function: protein binding.
AGAAUCUCUCACUCUAUACUUUCUCUCUCCAUUUUCUCUCUCUAUCCGCUUCCUUUCCCCAAAUUGUCUAACAGCUCAUUCUCUCUGCAAAUCUCGUAAAAAAGAGAGAGAGAGAGAGAGGGCGCCCAAAAACCUUUGCGGUUUCGAAACUCAGAUUUCAAAUGAAACGCCAAAUCUUCUGCUGUUUGCCCAACUGAGAUUUCUACUGGAGUUAGGGUUUUUCAAUUUUUCCUAAUAUAUAAAAUACAUACAUUUCUGGUGCUUUCUCAAGCGUUGAUUUCUCGAUCUGUCAAUGGACUCGCGAGAUACAUCGCUAUCAUCCGCUGCCACCAGGGACGGCGCUUCUCCGGACGACGAUGCCGGCCUCUCCGUUGCCGCCUCUCUAGCCAAGGACGCUGCGCUGCUCUUUCAGUCUCGGAAGUUCUCUGAGUGCCUCGAUGUCUUGAAUCAGCUCCUGCAGAAGAAAGAGGACGAUCCCAAGGUUCUUCAUAAUAUUGCUAUUGCGGAAUACUUUCGGGAUGGUUGUUCAGAUCCCAAGAAGUUGCUUGAAGUCUUGAAUAAUGUGAAGAAGAGAAGCGAAGAACUUGCUCAUGCAUCUGGAGAAAAUGCGGAGGCUGCUACCAAUCUUGGUAAUAAAGUUGGAUCUAAAGGAACUAAUACCAUGGCACUUCAAUUCUCUGCUGCAAGUAGUGGCAGUAUGGUUUACACUGAUGAAUUUGACACUUCCGUGGCAACUCUUAACCUGGCAAUUGUCUGGUUCCAUCUUCAUGAAUAUGGAAAGGCACUGUCAGUUUUGGAAUCACUAUAUCAAAAUAUUGAACCCAUAGAUGAGACAACAGCUCUUCAUAUUUGCCUUUUGUUGCUGGAUGUUGCGUUAGCAUCUCAUGAUGUAUCAAGAUGUGCGGAGAUAAUUAAUUAUCUGGAAAAGGCUUUUUGUGUUGGUUAUACUGCUAGUCAAGGUGAUAAUGUAAGCACAGCGCAGCAACAAUCUUCAAAUCUAGUAGUAAAAUCCUCUUCUAUCCCUAGCAAUUCAACGGUCCCAGAUGCUUCUAAUUCUGAUUCAGUGGCCAGUCUAAACUCCUCAGAAAAUCCUUUAUCAAGAACUUUAUCAGAGGAGACACUCGAUUAUGAAACCAUGUUUUCAGCUCUGGACAUUGGUGGACAGAACCUAACCAGACCGGCUGGUCUUCCAUCUUUAAAUGAUCUUUCUAGGGCCCCUGCAGAUCGAUCUAUUCCUACCGUGGACCUGAAGCUCAAGUUGCAGCUUUAUAAGGUUCGAAUUCUGCUCCUCACUAGGAACUUGAAGGCUGCCAAGCGUGAAGUUAAGCAGGCUAUGAACAUUGCACGUGGGAGAGAUUCCUCCAUGGCUCUCCUCUUGAAAUCUGAGCUUGAAUAUGCUCGUGGUAACCACCGUAAAGCAAUCAAACUCUUGAUGGCUUCAAGUAAUCAGUCAGAAAUGGGGAUUUCUAGCAUUUUUAACAACAAUCUUGGGUGCAUCCAUUAUCAACUUGGAAAACACCAUACAUCAACUAUAUUUUUUUCCAAGGCACUGAGUGGUAGUUCUUCUCUUAAGAAGGAAAAGACUCCAAAACUCUCAUCCUUCUCGCAGGAUAAAUCUCUUCUCAUUAUAUAUAACUGUGGAGUGCAGUACUUGGCCUGUGGGAAACCAAUACUUGCUGCUCGCUGCUUCCAGAAGGCUAGUUUGGUUUUCUAUAAUUCGCCUCUAUUGUGGCUUCGAAUUGCUGAAUGCUGUCUGAUGGCACUAGAGAAGGGAGUCCUUGAAUCCAGUGGGUCUCCAUCUGAUAGAUCGGAAGUUAGAAUUCAUGUUAUUGGCAAGGGAAAAUGGAGACAACUUGUAUUAGAAAAUGGAAUUUCAAGGAAUGGGCAUGCAAAUUCUGUUGAAAAGGGUGAUUGGUUAUUGGGUGAUGAUAGGCAGCCUAAACUCUCGAUGUCCCUCGCCCGACAGUGUCUCUUAAAUGCCUUGCACUUAUUGGACUGUUCUGCUUCAAAGUUUGCAAAAUUUGGGUUGUCUUCAGAGUCAACACUACAGGAAAAUGAAUCAAGUGAGGUUGUAUCUGCCAAGAACUCAAACCACAAGAACUUAGCUGGCAGUGAUUCCAAGGCAUCCAAUAUAACAGUGGGCUUAGGUCAGGUUAAUGCAAAUGGGGAUGCAAAAGAACAGAAGGGAGGGCCUAGUCUUACCAUCUUACAAAGCUCCAUCGCAGUAUAUGAAGAUAUUUGUAGAAGAGAGAAUCAGAUGAUCAAGCAAGCCACUCUUGCUAAUUUGGCAUAUGUAGAGUUGGAACUGCAAAAUCCCUUGAAGGCCCUGUCAACUGCCUGGUCUCUUUUGAAACUUCCUGAUUGUUCCAGAAUAUUCACAUUUUUGGGUCAUGUGUAUGCAGCCGAGGCUCUCUGCUUGCUAAAUCGGCCAAAGGAAGCUUCUGAUCAUUUGUCAACCUAUUUGUCUGGAGGAAACAAUGUUGAAUUGCCCUACAGUGAAGAAGACCGUGAACAAUGGCGAGCUGAGAAAACAAUGGAUUGUGAGGAAGUAAAUGGGGGUUCAUUGACUGGAAAGAACCCUUCUCUUGAGGACUUACAAGGGAUUACGUUCCUUAAGCCAGAAGAAGCUCGUGGGACCCUUUAUGCUAAUCUUGCCACCAUGUCUGCAAUGCAAGGAGAAUUGGAGCAAGCUCGCCAGUUUGUGAAGCAAGCAUUAUCCAUAAUACCCAAUAGUUCUGAAGUCAUUCUUACUGCAGUUUACGUGGAUCUUGUGCACGGGAAGACACAAGAAGCUCUUGCCAAGUUGAAACAGUGUAGUCACGUUAGGUUCCUUGCCAGCAGCUCACAAUUGACAUGUUCUUCUUGAUGGUUGUAUCAAUGGCUUUUGGGUUGGUUGUGCCCUACCCCACCAACAAGUUCAAGUUGCCGGGCAGAUUCAGCAAUCCUUUUUAAGAGGAUUUGUAACAUAUAUAUAGUUCAAUUCAGAGAAUAAAUUUUUUCUUUUCUUUUCUUUUCUUUUUCUUUUUCUUUUUUUUUGUUCCUGUUUUUUCCUCUUUUAAUAUCCAAAAAUGUAGGGUUCGAUAAUCGGCGGUGUGGCUGAGAUUAUUUUGGUUAGUUAAGUGCAGGUGGCCCACCUUUCAGAUUUGAGGUGUAGUUCUGAUUCAGAUUAUUGUGUUUUAGUGGCUAAUCCAGUUGGUAUUCAAGAAUUAGAGAGAUCAUGAGCUCGUCUCAAAAAAGUGAUUGUUCCGGACAUUCUGUAUGCGAAUGCAAAGUCAUUUUUCAGUUGAA